Acanthochromis polyacanthus (spiny chromis) is the source of this 6489-nucleotide messenger RNA. RefSeq names its product NACHT, LRR and PYD domains-containing protein 3-like. The coding region runs from base 119 to 3133 and encodes 1004 amino acids. Gene Ontology annotation, molecular function: protein binding. The transcript is spliced from 8 exons. The record is from RefSeq and is a predicted model, not a curated record. Lineage: Eukaryota; Metazoa; Chordata; Actinopteri; Pomacentridae.
UUUAGACAACAGCUGCUUCAAUAAUGCAGACUGGUGGUGAAUUGUAAACUGUGCAGCUGUUUCCACAGUAAUUAUUCAUUUUGUCUGUCAUAUCUGUUGGAUCUUUACAGGGUGAAAGAUGACGACGCCUCAAGAAAUCCUUCUGAGGACUUUGGAAGAGUUGGGAAAAGAGGAGUUUGACAAAUUCAAAUGGUACUUGAACCAGGAAGGAGUCUUAGAAGACUUCAAAUCAAUCCCAAAGUCUCGAUUGGAGGAGGCAAACAGGGUCAACACUGUGGAUCAAAUGGUCCAGAUCUAUGGAACUACAAAUGCCAUUAAAGUCACUGAGAAGGUUUUAAUGAAGAUGAAGAAAACUGAACUGGUGAGGAAAAUCUCAAAAACCAUCAAAGAAUGUACAGAGAUUCUGUCCAGGUGUCAAGAUAAGCUCAAGUCUAACCUAAAAAAGAGGUUCCAGUGUGUGUUUGAGGGCAUCGCUAAAGCAGGACAGAAAACCCUUCUGAAUGAGAUCUACACAGAGCUGUACAUCACAGAGGGAGGGACUGCAGAGGUCAGUGAUGAACAUGAGAUCAGACAGAUUGAAGCAGCAUCCAGGAAACCAAACAGAGCAGAAACAACCAUCAGACCAGAAGACAUCUUUAAAGACCCAUCUGGAAAAGACAAACCAAUCAGAACGGUGAUGACACAGGGAGUGGCUGGCAUCGGGAAAACAGUGUUAACACAGAAGUUCGCUCUGGACUGGGCUGAAGGCAAAACCAACCAGGACAUCCAGCUCAUGUUUCCAUUUAUGUUCAGAGAACUGAAUUUACUGACAAAGAGAAAAUUCAGUUUGGUGGAGCUUCUUCAUCACUGUUUCACUGAAACCAAAGCAGCAGGAAUCUGCAGCUUUGAAGACUUCCAGGUUGUGUUGAUCUUUGACGGUCUGGAUGAGUGUCGUCUUCCUCUGGAUUUUGACAACAAUGAGAUCCUGACUGAUGUUACAGAGUCCACCUCAGUGGAUGUGCUGCUGACAAACCUGAUCAGGGGGAAGCUGCUUCCCUCUGCUCGCCUCUGGAUAACCACACGACCUGCAGCAGCCAAUCAGAUCCCUGCUGACUGUGUGGACAUGGUGACGGAGGUCAGAGGGUUCACCGACCCACAGAAGGAGGAGUACUUCAAGAAGAGAUUCACAGAUGAGGAGCAGGCCAGCAGUAUCAUCUCCCACAUGAAGACAUCACAAAUCCUCCACAUAAUGUGCCACAUCCCAGUGUUCUGCUGGAUCACUGCUACAGUUCUGGAGAAGCUGCUGAGAACCAGAGAGAGAGGAGAUCUGCCCAGAACCCUGACUGAGAUGUUCAUCCAACACCUGCUGGUUCAGACCAAAGUCAAGAAGAUCAAGUAUGAUAGAGGAGCUGAGUCAGAUCUAGACAGCAGGAGGAUGAUUGAGUCUCUGGGAAAACUGGCUUUUGAGCAGCUGCAGAAAGGAAAGCUGAUCUUCUAUGAGUCUGACCUGACAGAGUGUGGCAUCGAUAUGGAAGCAGCCUCAGUGUACUCAGGAGUGUUCACACAGAUCUUUAAAGAGGAGAGUGGACUGGACCAGGACAAGGUGUUCUGCUUCGUCCAUCUGAGCGUUCAGGAGUUUCUGGCUGCAGUCUACAUGUUCCACUGUUACACCAACAGGAACCAGAAGGUUCUGGAGGACUUCCUGGGAAAAGACUGGAAAGACAAGAACAGAGACACUCUGGAUGUGUUCAUGAACAGAGUCAUGGAGAAAUCCAGGACUUUCUUCAGGAACACAUCCAGAGUGUCUCUGGAUGUGUUCAUGUACAGAGUCAUGGAGAAAUCCCUCAGCAGUAAAAAUGGUCACCUGGACCUGUUUGUUCGCUUCCUUCAUGGCCUCUGUCUGGAGUCCAACCAGAGACUGUUAGGAGGCCUGCUGGGUUGGACAGAGAACCAUCCAGAAAUGAUCCAGAGAGUCAUCAACAACCUGAAGAAGAUGAACAGUGAAAAAAUGUCUCCAGACAGAAGCAUCAACAUCUUCCACUGUCUGAUGGAGAUGAAGGAUCUCUCAGUACAUCAGCAGAUCCAAGAGUUCCUGACGUCAGAGAACAGAUCAGAGAAGGAACUCUCUGAGAUCCACUGCUCAGCUCUGGCCUACAUGCUGCAGAUGUCAGAGGAGGUUCUGGAUGAGUUGGACCUGAAGAAGUACAACACAUCAUGGGAGGGAAAACAGAGACUGAUUCCAGCUGUGAGGAACUGCAGAAAGGCUGGACUUUCUGACUGUAGACUCUCAGAGAGUCACUGUGAAAUCGUGGCCUCAGCUCUGAAGUCCAACCCCUCCCAUCUGAUAGAACUGGACCUGAGUAGAAACAAAAUCCAGGAUUCAGGAGUGAAGCAUCUUUCUGCUGGACUGCAGAGUCCAAACUGUAAACUAGAGACUCUCAGAUUGGAGGGCUGCAGGUUGUCAAAGAUCAGCUGUGAUUCUCUGGGCUCAGCUCUGAAGUCCAACCCCUCCCAUCUGGAACAUCUGGUCCUGAGUUCCAACAAGCUGCAGGAUUCAGGAGUGAAACAUCUGAGUGGUUUUCUGGAGAGUCCAGACUGCAUCCUGAAGACUCUGGAAUUGAGGAACUGCAGGUUGUCAGAGAUCGGCUGUGAUUCUCUGGUCUCAGCUCUGAAGUCCAACCCCUCCCAUCUGGAACAUCUGGACCUGAGCCGGAACAACCUGAAGGAUUCAGGAGUGAAACAUCUGAGUGGUUUUCUGGAGAGUCCAGACUGCAUCCUGAAGGAUCUGAGAUUGAUGAGCUGCAGGUUGUCAGAGAUCAGCUGUGAUUCUCUGGUCUCAGCUCUGAAGUCCAACCCCUCCCAUCUGGAACAUCUGAACCUGAGUGACAACAACCUGCAGGAUUCAGGAGUGAAACAUCUGAGUGGUUUUCUGGAGAGUCCAGACUGCAUCCUGAAGACUCUGGAAUUGAAGCUCUGCAGUUUGUCAAACAUCAGCUGUGAUUCUCUGGUCUCAGCUCUGAAGUCCAACCCCUCCCAUCUGGAACAUCUGAACCUGAGAGGAAACUACCUGCAGGAUUCAUCAGUGAAACAUCUGUUAGAUCUUAAGGAGAGUCCAGACUGCAUCCUGAAGACUCUGAGAUGGGGGUGGUUCUGAUCAGGACGGUGUUUGUGGUGAGAGGAUGAAGUGUGUCCUGAUGAUCCAGAGGUUGAAGUAGCAGCAGCUGGUGUGUAGAGACUCUGACUGGCCCAUGUUACUGGGAGGUGGACUGGGAACCAGUGUAAAGUGUGUUGUUAUCACUGUGUAGUUUAGUGUUGCAGCUCCACACUGUGAAUGAUGGAGAACUGUAGUUAAUGUUGACAUGAAACGUUGGAGGUUGAUGUCAGGUUGCAGAGUGUGCAGGAAGUUUCAGGAUGUUUGUGUCAGUGCAGGAUUAUAUUUCAGUUGACUUUCUAUUUCCAGCUGCAGUCAAAGUUGUUGAGCUUCUCUACCUGCAACACAUUGAGCUGAUGAGAACAAAGUGUCCUGGAAACAUGUCAGCUGAAGCCUUGGAGCCCAGAGAGACUUUAAUGAAGCACAUUUUACUGGGUUUUGAUCACAUCAUGUUGAGGAGACAAACAGCUCUGAAGAUGAAUCCAGUUUAGUCCUCAAAGGUCCAGAAGCAGCUUGUUGAGCUCAGAGUUCAUAUUUAUUGUCAACAUCCUUUGACCUUUCUGAGCUCCAGUAAAUGUUUCUUCUAGUUUCUCUCUUCUUCACCUUCACUCGGUUCCUCGUGUUCAGAAGCUUCCAGAUCACUGAUAUUCUUUGUUUUCUGAGCUGCUGCUUUCUUUAAAUCCCUCCAAAGAUUUUAACUGGGAUUAAAUCCAGGACUGAGACGAAUCCUUCCAGGACUUUCCAGGAAGGAUUUCUGAAGCAGGCUUUGGUGGACGUUUGCUUUGGAUGCUGGUCCUGCUGAAAGUCCAGUGAGCUUCAGUUUCCUCAGAUUGUUCUUGUAACUGUCCUGGUGUUUGAGAGAAUCCAUGCUGCUGCUCACACGCUCCAGUUUAGCAGCUUCAAAGCCACCAACAGGACUGUUGAUGCUGUUCUUCUGGUCCUUCUGCCUCCAGACGUUCUGCCCAAACAGUCCACUUUAGUCUCAUCAGUCCAUCAGAGUCCCAGAACUUUUUUUUCUUUAAAUAUGUCCUUUUUAUAUUCUUAAUUUUGAAACAGUGUAAAAAUCAGAAGAGUGCCUCAUUCAGAAGAAUGAUGGGUUGAUUAUUUUUUGGGAAAAUGUCUUUUUUAUACAUUUUUAUAAGUUGGUUGUUUCUUUAAAUAUGUCCUUUUUAUAUUCUUUGAUGUUGAACAAUGAAUACUGGUCUGAUAUGAUUCAGGAGGAGAGGAGUGAUUGAUUGUGUUUUUCAAAUGCAUAUUCCUGAACCUUUGUUUUAGAAGUGACCACUAGAGGGCAGCACCUCACUGGGAGCAGUGAGGGCCUUGGUUACCAGAGGGGUCAGUUGGUUAAGGUUUACUAUUACUAUAUAAAUGAGAAUGCUUUCAAGGUUUUGAUUACUGUGAAAUGUAGAUGUUUACAGAAGAGUUUGAUCACCCUGGAAGAUAGGGGAUAACUAAACUAGUCAGUAAUCUGGAGCUAAGAUAGGUUAGUAUUAAAUAAUGCCCGUAGAGGUUCAUUAGCUCUGUAUAUAUUUUGGGGGAAUUUCUUGUAAGUCUGUGCUCAUUGUGCAGAAAUGUACAGUGUGGGUGGCAGAGAAUCUUAGACACUGACACCAGAUUCUCCCAUUUCCCGACCGGAGGCCUGUGCUGAGCGGCGGAUGGAACAAAUACAUUAACAGAAAGUUGAGACUGGGUGAAAGGGCUCAACAGAGAAAGCUGGGGGGUUUGGUUCCUCCGGAGCCUGCAGGGGCCAUGAGGUCGGUGCAUGGGGGAGUGCACAAGUGAGGAGGGGGGAGGAUGUUUGCUGUAAAUCGCAUAUGUAAAUUAAAGUGUGCCGUCAACACGUAUGUAAACAGAAUAUGAUGUCACCACAUAUGCAGAGUCAAGAGAGUUGUGAUGUAUAAAAUGCACCUGUUGGAAGGAAUUUGUGGGAGUUGUUGCGGGGUAGUCACCUGAUGCAACCCAGACAUCAGUCUGAGCAGAAGGGGGGAUUACCACGUAACUUUGGACGGGUGGAUUAACUUGAUCUGCAAAGAAUAACUGUUCUGAUGGAAUUAUGGAUUAAAGGAACGACUCUUUCUGCAUUGUUGGAGGAUUACAGAACUGUGAUCUGGAAACAGCACUGACUGAUGGAACAUUACUGGACUCCAUUAUUUCAAAGGAAUAACACCAGAGUGGAUUACAACAAAGUUUAUUGGCCCAACAACAAAAUUGGAUCAAAAAAAAAAAAAUUGGAGCAGCAGCACAUUUUCAGUUUACCAGUUUUACUGUCUGUUGGUUUGUUUUAAUCAGUUUUCAGUUCAGUAAUUGGGAUCUUCAGCUGAUCAGACCAACAGACACUGAAGGACUCCAACAGCUGUUCACUAAGUAAACGUUUAUUUAUUUAUUGGUGCCAGUUUUAAGGCUUUAAAUGCAGCUUUAGAGUCAAAUAUAAUGUGUGCAGUGAAGCCCAGAAGUUGGUGCAGUUUAUUUGUGUGUGUUGACCAGAGAAGAGACUCAGCAUCCAGUAAAUACUGAAGUGUGUUGUGUUCCUGUAAUGUUGGACAUGAAGGUAAUAAAACUGGUUCACGUUAAUGGAACGUUUAGGGAACUUCAAAGUGAUUAAAACGGGAACGUUGAGGUUCUACGUUGUCAGUAAUCAGCUUUAACUUGAGACUCAAACAGACUCUGAUAGUUCUGAAGUGACAUCAGUUGCAUGAGUUUGUUGAAAAUGGUCUCAUUUGUUGUUGUGAUGUUUGCUGCUGCCUCAUUUUAAAAGCUGAUGAUCCGUGUUGAAGACCAGUUUAGUUCUAGUAUCAGAAGUAAAGAAGGAGAAUAGAAGUGUAGUGCUGCUGCCUCUAAAGAUGAAGGAAGAAGAAAAUAACUGAGUCUUUCAAACACAUCAACAUUUGUACAUUCUUUACAUGGGACAUUUUACAUUUUAUUUUUUACAAUUGUUUAUUUUUAUUUACUGCAUAUUUUUGCUCAUUUCUCUGUUUUUAUGGUGGUGGAAACUGGACUCUUUCUGCUGUAGCGACCGCUUUUCCCCUCAGUGAUAAAUCAAGCAUUUCUAUUCUGUUCUAUUUAUGCCUGGAACUUUAUUUUCCAGCCAUGAAAUAAUAAAAUAAUCACAGAUAAUGGAAAUAUAAACAGCAGAGAAAACCUCUGAGAAGGAUUUCUUGAAAAGGCUGUGAGGGAAAAGCAGCUUUUGACCCUGAAACAUCAGGAUGGACUCUGUAACAUCUGCAUCUGACAGCAUCAAGUCAACCACAGAGAAAAGACUAAAGACAUUUCUGAUUUUUUUUUUCUAGUUUUUCACUUUCAGGGCUUCAGUUCCUUAAACUGCAUUAAACAGCUGAACUCCUCCUCAGUGCUUCCAUGGA